Molecule: messenger RNA, 1860 nt
Organism: Podospora bellae-mahoneyi
Lineage: Eukaryota; Fungi; Ascomycota; Sordariomycetes; Sordariales; Podosporaceae
Exons: 4
Coding region: 1-1860 (619 amino acids)
Molecular function (GO): protein binding
Source: RefSeq, a predicted model, not a curated record
AUGUGUUGCUGCGCUCUACCAGCACCACCCGAGCCAGCAACCCCAAAGGCGGAAAGCGGAGGAGUCGAGGAGACGGAGCUGGACAAACUCACGCCAGAGGGUAAACGAGCACUGAAAGGAAAAGACAAAGAAGUCGACCCAGAGGCAGAACUCGACCCAAAGGCAGAAACCGUCCCAGAGGCAGAAGUCGACCCAAAGGCAGAACCCGUCCCAGAGGCAGAAGUCGCCCCAAAGGCAGAAGUCGUCCCAAAGGCAGAAACCGUCCCAGAGGCACAAGGCGCCCAAAAGGCAGAAGUCAUCCCAGAGGCAGAAGUCGUCCCAAAGGCAGAAGUCGUCUCAAAGGCAGAAGUCGUCGCAAAGGCAGAAGUCAUCCCAAAGGCAGAUGUCAGAAGAAUACGCCUACGAGACCCAAAUACAGAAAUCAGAGGAAUACGCGCACGAGACCCGAAGGCACUACGCAAACGAAUCCGUUACGAUAUAGGAGAAGGCCCCCAGCGAGGCGAGUCAUCUACAACAGCUGCUCAGCGUGCUCAAAACGAUAAUCCUUCUGAGGAAAAUUCUUUUGAGGAGGACGAAGAAUUACGAGAAAUCCCGCUCCCCCCUGAGUGGGUAUGUAGACGGAAGGACAGCGGCAAAGUUUUCAUCAACCUCAAGACCGGGAAGGAGACCUAUGAUGAUCCGCGAGGAACACAGGAACAACUCGAGAACGUAUGGCGGCACCCGGGACGUCGUGAUUUCCCCCCUGACUGGGACGUAUUUUGCGACUCUGCCGGCAGACAUUACUAUGCCGACUUCUCCAGAAGCGCACCCAGAAGGACGCGGCUGGACCCGCGAGGUGAUCGCAUUCCAAGAGGUGCUGGGGGAGAAAUACUGACGCCGGAACAUUGCCACGGUUGGGUGAAGUUGCGGACGCGUGACCACAUUCCUUACUACAUCAAUAAGAUCACAGGCGAGAGGUCGUGGGAGGAUCCGCUGGAAAGAGAGGGGGGUAGGGGAACACCACCAGUGGCGCCGGAGGAUUUGCGCAAUUUGCUGAGUUUGAAGAGGGUUGGAAACGCGCCUCGCGAUGUCAACAACAGCACAGGCGGCGAGGAGACGCCGGAGGACCCGCCAGCUGCUUGGCGGGCUCCAGCACGUUUUGUGGAGGCAUUACAGAUGAUACCGGACCAUUGCCCCGGUUGGGUGAAGAUAUGGACGGCGGGAAAUGUGCCUAAAUAUAUCAACACCGGCACGGGCGAGCCGGACGAGUUGCCCGGUUGGGUGGCGGUUCAAAUGCCCGAGAACGUGCUUCAUUAUAUCAAUAUCAGGACUGGCGAGCUGGCGGAAGAGGAUCCGCGAGAUUUGCUGGCUCGAAGAGCUUGUUCUGAUCCACUGCGGCCGUGGGUUUGGCCCAGUUCGACGAGGUUCCGGAGGUGUGACGGUACGUUAGCUGGUGCGAGAGCCGGUGAGGGAUCCAGUGCUGGAGGGGGUGAGGGAUCCAGUUCUGGAGCAAGUGCUAAAGCGGGUGCGGAAAUAACACCAAUGGAAGUUUUGUCUAGCAACAUGAUGUUCCGGACGCGUGACGGUACGCUAGUUCCAAGCGGUGGUGCGAGAGCUGAUGUGGCCUCGGGUUCUGGCGGGGGUGCUGGAGCGGGCAUACCAGAGGCGAGGGAGCUGGUGCGGGAGCUGGUGUGGCUUCGGGUUCCGAGGUGGAUGCGGGAUCUAGUGCUGGAGGGGGUGAGGGAUCUGGUACUGGAGGGGGUAAGGGAUCUGGUUUUGGAGGGGGUUAGAGAUCCAGUUCUGGAGGGGGUGCGGGAUCCGGUUCUGGAGGAAAUGCUGGAGCUGGUGCUGGAGCAAAUGGGGGAGGAAGUGAUGGAGUAA